AUGUCUUUCCAUCUCUCCGCCGAAGAUAUCCGCAUCGAAGACAACCACAUCCUCAAAGCCCGUCUCAGAAACGAGAACGGUGACUGGGAAGAUGCUGAGAUUGAUCUCAACCAACACAUCGGAAACCAAGAUGGCAUGAUUCACUGGGAUGGCGUUAACUUCUCCCACAGCGCCGAGAACGUCACAUUCUCCAUUGAGGGUGGUGGACAAGUACCAGUUCUCCGCACUUUCCUUCGCAGCAUGGACGGCGAAGAGUUCAGCCGUGAUGUCAACCUUGCUGAGCGUAUUGAGAACCACAACGGACAAUUCGUUUAUAUGAAUUAAAUAUUUAUGAUCAUUUUAAAUGUUAUAUGCUUUAGCUAGUGCAGUCUAAAGAAUGAGAAUAUCCUUUCAAGCGUUACAAAUAUUCGAUUUGGUGCAUUGCAACAUUGCCUGCAUGAUUGAAAGUCCUUUCCUAUGUCUUCGUGUAUCGAUGAAUCUUGGCUCGUUC
Molecule: messenger RNA, 490 nt
Organism: Botrytis porri
Lineage: Eukaryota; Fungi; Ascomycota; Leotiomycetes; Helotiales; Sclerotiniaceae
Exons: 3
Coding region: 1-324 (107 amino acids)
Source: RefSeq, a predicted model, not a curated record